GUAAAAUUAGCGAAACCCUUUGUUCACUUAAGAGUUAGUAGCUUUGGAUGAGCCCAUUUUAAAGCCCAUAAAAGCCCGUUAGCUUUUUUUGUUCUUAUAGUUUCGGUGUUUUUCUUCUAAUUGUGCAAAUCAUCUUCUCAAUUUGUUCUUCUUGUCUCGAUUCUUCACGCCUCAGCAUAUCCGAGUUUAGGGUCCGAUUGAUUUGGCGUGGAUGGCAUCGAAUCCUCACAGAGGCGGUGCGGCACCGUACAGAUCCAGAGAUGGGCUUAGCACAAGAAGUGGCGCUGGGUCAGAGGAAAUCCAGCUAAGGAUUGAUCCCAUGCACUCUGACCUCGACGACGAGAUCACUGGCCUCCAUGGUCAAGUCAGGCAAUUGAAAAAUAUUGCUCAAGAAAUUGGGUCAGAAGCCAAGUUUCAGAGGGACUUCUUAGAUGAGCUGCAAAUGACUUUGAUCAGAGCGCAAGCGGGGGUGAAAAACAACAUAAGGAAACUGAACUUGAGCAUCAUACAGAGUGGCAACAACCAUAUAAUGCACGUGGUUCUUUUUGCUCUGUUCUGCUUCUUUAUUCUCUACAUGUGGUCCAAGAUGUUCAAACGAUGAAAGACUGGUAUCUGGUGUUAACCUCACGAAAAAAAUAAUUGAUGCAAUGUUGGAAAGUUGUAGAAAUAUCUUUUAGUUACGGUACGACAUUCUUGUGUGGUUCUUCCCGUUCAGUGUUGUAUAGAGUGCUUUUUUUGAACAAUUCAUAACCGCAGGCAAGAUUGUGUUACAUAACCACCGGCUGAGAUACUUUUAGCCUUUUAUUUAAUUUCUUUGUUAGACCU
This is a messenger RNA of Brassica napus (rape), 825 nucleotides long. Its product is annotated as bet1-like protein At4g14600. The record is from RefSeq and is a predicted model, not a curated record. The transcript is spliced from 4 exons. The coding region runs from base 212 to 601 and encodes 129 amino acids. Lineage: Eukaryota; Viridiplantae; Streptophyta; Magnoliopsida; Brassicales; Brassicaceae.